This is a messenger RNA of Limanda limanda (common dab), 1402 nucleotides long. RefSeq lists its product as uncharacterized. Gene Ontology annotation, biological process: positive regulation of isotype switching; positive regulation of double-strand break repair via nonhomologous end joining; negative regulation of double-strand break repair via homologous recombination. The record is from RefSeq and is a predicted model, not a curated record. The transcript is spliced from 3 exons. The coding region runs from base 227 to 1069 and encodes 280 amino acids. Lineage: Eukaryota; Metazoa; Chordata; Actinopteri; Pleuronectiformes; Pleuronectidae.
UAACUGAAGGCUAACUGUAAGCUAACUGAAGGCUAACUGUAAGCUAACUGCAGGCUAACUGUAAGCUAGCUGCAGGCUAACGACCCGGCGGACCUCGGGUCUCAGUUUAACGGCUGCACGUCAGAGCUGAUACCAUGAGGAUGAGGAUGAGGAUGAAGAUGAUGAUUUAGAUGAAGAUGAAGAUGAAGAUGAAGACCGGGCUUCAGUCUGUCCUCUGACUGCCUGGAUGGAGGAUGUGGUUCUUCACUAUCAGUCUGGAUCCGUGGAGGAGCUCAGCUCUCUGCUCCAGAGGACAGAGAAGCUUCUGGAGAGUUUCCCCUGUCGGCCUCCUCCGCUCUUCAGGCCCUGGUUCCCCUCGGACCCCUCGGACCCCCGGCCCCCCAUCAGACCGGCCAAGCCCCCUCCUGUCAUCACCUGCGCAGCUGGUUCUCUGGGGUCCGACCGCAGGCCGUGGCACACAACAGGAAACCAACCACAGAAGACUCAGUGCUCUGGCUUUGUUUCUAAAGAUCAACACAAUCACCCAACUCCAGAGACGACAGGAAGUCCAGCUGAAGAGUCGCCGAGAGGAGACGCCGUCCUCUGCCUCUCAGAAACUCCGAAUCAUCUCCAACCAGAGAGAGGGGUCGCCGGACUGUCGCCCCAGAAGCUGCCACCGGGGGACAGACAUGGCGUCCCUGUGUCAGGCGCCGCGGUGCAACGCUCCUGGAGCGUGUUCACACGGCGAGGAGUCUCUCCACAGAGCCGCCACUCGCUGUCCAAAGCGUUUGACCACAUGGUGUCUGUCCACAGGCUCCACCUCCGCCAGAGAGCCAAGUGGGUGAUCCGAGGGGAGAACUGUGGGUCGGGCCGGGACCUCGAGCAGGUGUGGCGGGCUCUGAGCCGCUGCGUGCGGAGUGGCGAGCUGCCGACGUGCAACGCCAACAUCCAGAGGGAGCGGGCGGAGCUCUGGGUGUUCUGCGACGUGCUGUGCUCCGAGCAGGUGGGACGUCUCCUGAAGGACGAGCUGCAGCUGUCCGGGACGAUCCGUCUGUCCGUCCACCGGAGGGGACACGUCUUCAGCUUGUAGAACAACCAGCAGCACACGCCAGGUUUUAACAGUGAAAACACGUGAAUGUAAAAGUCACGAUGUUAACGUGGCGCCCGAGGUUCUUCUCCAUGUUUGCUUGAUGAUGAUUGAUCGAUGGGAAACCUGCAUCCGGUGUUUACUGGUUACUCUGGGAAGGAACUCUACUACAAGAUCCACUCUUUUUAACUCUUUAACUCUUGUCUUUGUCUGUGUGUCUCUCUUCUGCUUUGAGACGUCUUCGUGGGACGGACUCUGAGUUCUCAGGACAACUUGUACUGACGUUUUUAUGAGAAUUUUUACUUGAUGAAUAAAACGAAAAUGAAUUAAACCACA